Messenger RNA from Lepisosteus oculatus (spotted gar), 1831 nucleotides. It is a transcript of the gene wdsub1, whose product is annotated as WD repeat, sterile alpha motif and U-box domain containing 1. The record is from RefSeq and is a predicted model, not a curated record. Gene Ontology annotation, molecular function: ubiquitin-protein transferase activity; protein binding. Lineage: Eukaryota; Metazoa; Chordata; Actinopteri; Semionotiformes; Lepisosteidae. Gene Ontology annotation, biological process: protein ubiquitination.
AACGCUGCUUACGACUGGAGUGUCAUGUGACGAGGGCCGAAUGAGGGGCUGCUCUUACGGAGGCGUUUUCUGUGUAAACAGGAAGUUCUCCCAUGAAUAAGGGGACGUCUGGGUUUUGCGGUCAAAAUGGUCUCGCUGAUUUGUACCCUCGAAGAUCACAGAGACGACGUGAACUGGUGUGCCUUCUCCCCUACGUGUCUGGCAACUUGCUCUUUAGAUAAAACAAUUCGGCUGUACUCAACUGAUGACUUUUCGGAGCUCCCCUUUUCCCCUUUAAACGGGCAUGGCUAUGCGGUCCACUGUUGCUGCUUCAGCGCCUCUGGUGAGCUCUUGGCUUCCUGUUCAACAGAUGGGACGACUGUCCUUUGGAGCAUGGACACUGGAGAGAUUGUAGCGGUCUUGGAGCAUCCCGGGCGCAGCCCAGUCAGGAUCUGCACUUUCUCUCCGAACUCCUCCUAUCUGGUGUCUGGAGCAUCUGAUGGGACUGUGAUGCUGUGGGAUGUCGAGUCGAAAACACUCCGCAGGUCAGGCUCUGUUAAAGACAGUUCAGUGGUUGCGUGUUCAUUUUCUCCUUGUGGCCAAAUGUUUGUAACUGGAUCCACCUAUGGAGAUAUAAGAGUCUGGGAUCUUGAAAUGAAUCACCUUCUUGCUGUGAAAAAUGCCCAUGACCUUGGAGUGACCUGCUGCCAUUUUUCUCCUCAGCCAGUCAAUGACAGCCUUCCAGUUCAAUCCCGACUGGCUUCCUGUGGUCAAGACAACAUGCUGAAAAUAUGGACUGUCACACUUCAUGGAGAAUCAGGUUGUAAACUUGAGCUGAUGUACACAUUGAGGGGUCAGAGUGCUCCUGUUCUUUCCUGCAUGUUUUCAUCAGAUGGACAGCUACUAGCAUCAGGUUCAGUGGAUAAAACUGUGACUAUCUAUGAUGCUAAUCAAGGAAUCUUGCUUUACACCUUGACCCAACAUGAAAGAUAUGUCACAGCCUGUGCCUUCGCACCAAACUUGCCAUUAAUUGCCACAGGGUCAAUGGACAAGACAGUGAAUGUUUGGAGGGUGGAAGAUGGAGCCAGUCCCUGUGGGAAACAAGGAAAGUCUUUACCUGUUGAACCAAUGAGCCAUUCACAUGUAGGAAGGGAGCUGUCGGGCAGGUUCAAACUGUUGGUUAGUGAGUGGUCGGAGGAAGAUGUCAUGGCCUGGCUCUGCGAAGAGGGCUUGGAGGAGCUCGUCAAAGUUUUCAAGGCAAACAACAUUGAUGGCAGCGAGCUUAUGAGGUUGAAUAAGGAAACUCUUACCACGGAGCUAAAUAUUGAAUCUGUUGGACUGCGUAAUAAAGUCAUUCGUAAAAUUGAGGAGCUGAAGAUGGAAUCAGUGGCAGGUAUUCCAGACGAGUUCCUCUGUCCAAUAACCAGGGAGGUUAUGCGGGAUCCUGUUAUCGCUUCAGAUGGCUAUUCGUAUGAGAGGGAAGCGAUUGAAAGCUGGAUUAGCACAAAGAAGCGGUCAAGCCCCAUGACUAAUUUGCCUCUGAAAUCCACUGUCAUGACACCAAACAGGACCCUGAAAAUGGCUAUUAGUCGCUGGAGAAGCAGCAAGUAGUCAAACACGAACACUCCUCUAUUCAAAUGCAAUCACGUUAUUCUAAUCAGUUUUGUCUGAUUGCUCUGAAUGAAGCAAGGGUAUGGCUUUUUUUUAAAUUCCUCUGAAUUUAAAUUGCACUUUGGAAAUAAAAAGAUUGUUUUUAGCUUUAGAUAAGAAAAUGUCUUCAAUGGAACCUUUUUUUGUUUUUGUUUUGUCAAAUGUGUAUAAUGUAAGUAUAAAGUGUUUUUGGUUUCUCUGA